Closterium sp. Yama58-4 is the source of this 1419-nucleotide messenger RNA. The record is from the annotation of a GenBank genome assembly. Lineage: Eukaryota; Viridiplantae; Streptophyta; Zygnematophyceae; Desmidiales; Closteriaceae.
AUGUCUCCGGCAGAGACUGACGAUGGUGAGGCAGCUGACGAGCCACCGAGUGUUUUGCCCGCGCGGACAGGCCUGGAUUUUCUGCGCGCGCUGCAUGCGAACCCUCCUGCUGUAGGCACUGCGGGCCCGUCUGCUUGCAGCAAUGAGAAAGAGCCUACUGCAACGCCGUCCGCUUUUGGCGCCAACGCGCCAGAAAGUGCUCCCGCCACAGUCAGCGUCACAGAGGUCGAUGAGUCAUCGUCUGCAGCCUCGAAGAAGCGCCGUCGCUUCGCGCAAGCCAUACUACCGUACGGCACGCCCCCUGCGAAACCGACGCCGCCACCCGCUCCUGUACAACCUCCGAAGCGUGCGUCCCGUGAACUCACCGACGUCGAGCAGGCUGAAGAGAAAUUUCUAAAGGCGCAGGAUCUAUACGGCACGCAAUGGCUCCCGAAGUUCAACUGGCUGCUGCUUGACAAGAACGAGGAGGGCCUGCCCAUUCUGCGGUGCAGCAUUUGCGUGGAGCAUGGGAAAGACGACGCGAAGUUCGGCCGGAACGGAACGGGGGGACGCGAUCUGCAGCUCGGAUCGAUGCGCUGUCACGAGCUGAGCGCACGCCACAAAGAAGCCAUGAACCGGCAGCGGACGCUCAUGGCCGAAAUCGAGAAGCAGAAGCGGAUCGACGAUUUUGCAAAUACCGACAAGGAGGGCGCGCGGCUUACACGUCUCAUGCGCGGCGUGGAGUUCAUUUGCGACCACGACGCGCCGAUCGCGAUGUUCCCCAAACUCAUUGGCUUCCUCGCAGAGGAGGGAGUCGAGGACAUCCCGCUCCAGUCCUAUGGCGUUCUUCCGUCCCUUGUGUAUUGCAGUGAAGCCUUGGUCGUCAAGGAUGCCGCGAAGGCUUACCCCGACCUCAACAUGAUCGAUGCUGCCGUGCGGGCUGUGGGGGAGAUCAUCCAACAUUUGGUGGACAUCACACAAGUGGCCAAAGAAGUCGACCACACGAUCACCAUCAUCACGCACCGGUACAUCCAGUACGGCGAGACAUUUGGCGGUGGGGUCAGCAAGCUGCUGUCGAAGUUCAUCAAAGAGCAUGGAGGUGACAACAGGACGGUGGUGGUUGAAGGGAUUGACGCGGAGGGGCGGCAGACAUCCCACAAGUUCGAGCUGAGCGAGACACCGAUCAAGAAACACAAAUUUGGGGGCACGCUUGCUGACUGUGAGAAGCUGUGCACAGGUUUCGCGAAGGAAGUCGUUGCGAGAAUGAAGUUCCGCAUGUGGGACUUGCAGCAGUUGGGCGGCACGAAGCUGUUCCAAGUUGAAUCGUGGCCUUCCAGAGACGAGCAGCGCGAUUUGAAGACACACGAGUGGCUUGCGGCUAACGAUGCGCUGUUUGGCGGAUUGCUUCCAGGUGAGCCAGGUGUUGACACGUGCAAUUGA